This is a messenger RNA of Parus major (Great Tit), 3240 nucleotides long. RefSeq names its product IQ motif containing with AAA domain 1 (gene DRC11). The record is from RefSeq and is a predicted model, not a curated record. NCBI's taxonomy places the organism in Eukaryota, Metazoa, Chordata, Aves, Passeriformes, Paridae. The transcript is spliced from 17 exons. Gene Ontology annotation, molecular function: ATP hydrolysis activity; ATP binding; protein binding. The coding region runs from base 794 to 2743 and encodes 649 amino acids.
UGAGAAGGGCUUUUACAGCAGUGGGGAAGUAAAAGUGUGUUUACAGAUAAGGCAUGAGCAGAAAGAAACCUUAGAUUUCCCUGUCAAACAAUAUCCAGUCACAUCUCAAGUCUGGGUAAGACUGAAAUGAUUCUGCUCUGCCUUCUGUGUGUGAGAGUGUCAGAAAAAGCAGCACUUUGGCCAAGUCAGUGUUUUAUUUGUCUAACUAACCCUCAUCAUCUAAUUAGUCCUACUGAAACCAAGCUGUCCUGGCCCAGGACUCUGCACUGGAGCGGGCAGAACUCGGAGUUCAGGUCAGCACAACUGCUGGCAUUCACUUGUUUAUAACCUCUGAACAAUGAGUGCAGUUUCCCCUCUGCAGCUCCAGAGCUGCAGCUGCUGGGAGGAGCAGAAAACUGAGUUUUGGCAGAGCAAAAGUCAUUACAGAGGAGUACAGGAGUGCUGCAGUGAAGGCUGCUCUGGAUUUGAUAUACUUUUGACCUUUUGGGAGUGGCAUGUUGACCCCUGCAAGUAAACAACUGUGCCUACAUGCCUGGCUGACUUGGAUUCAUGGAUGUUGUAGCCAUAAGAGACAGUGCUGAUGGCCCACUUAGUCACACCGCUGCCCUGAGCUCUCCAGCAGCGACUGUGCCUGUUGAUCCCACAAAAUAACAGAGGGGAAGUCCACAGGGAUGGAAACAGCCCCAGGCAGACUGCAGAGACAGAGCACAGGCUUCCCUGCUUGAGCUUUUGCUGGGCAGCUGCAGCACUCCCCUGCUCCUCCACAGGACAGCUCUGGGAAGUUGUCACAGCCAUGACACUUGAAGAGGGCAUUAGAGUGAUCCAGGUGGCAGAAAGGGCUCGCCAGGGCCGUGCUCGAGCAGCCUUCAUGAGGAGAAUUUACCUUGAAGAGAAAAGACAAAGUAAAAAAGAGGAGCAAGAGAUGGGCAAAAAUCCAGAUGAUGCUGCCACUUGCAUUCAAAAGGUCUGGCGUGGCUACAGCCAGCGCAAGAAAACAGAGAAGCUGAGGGAGGAGGAAAUGGUAUUUCUGGGCAUGAGCCUGCCUCCUGAAUUGGAGGCAAUAAGCAGUUUGCAGAAAGCAAAUGUCCUGCAAGGUGAAGUCCAGGAAGGAGAGGACUUAGACUUCAGGCCAGAGCUGAGGAAAACAGAGGGGCCCCACAUCAAGGAAACCCUCCAGGACCAGAUCACCCAGUGCUUCCUCGAGUGCCGGCAUAUCACAGGCAGGUUUCCUGACUAUCCCCCUGAGAGGACAGGUGGUUCCAAGGCUAUUUUUAUUGAAAAACAUCCAGAGCAGGUCGCUGAAGAGCUGGCUGCCAAAAGGGAGAAGGAGAAAAAGGAGAAGGAGAAGAAUGGGAAAAAAGAGAAACAAGCGGUCAAAGCGAAAAAGCCAGAAAAAGUUGGAAAGCAAGUAGUGGAUCUAAGAUGGAAAAUUGGUCCAAGCAAUUUCCUGUCGAUACUGGAGGAAGGAAGCUCUCAGUACCAAGUCUUUUGGGAGAACAGAGAUAACAGAUGGGAUUUUCUCCAGGAUCAUGACCCGGAGCUGAUCAAAGGAGGGGAACGGGAAGAAGUGGAGGAAGAGAUCAGAGUGCAGGUGGAUGAAGUGAUGCAGGAGAAACUGCUGAAGAUCAAACAGGCUGUGGAUGGAGAGACAGGUCCUCAGAGUAAAGCUGGGAAAGGUGAAAAGGGAAGCAAGAUACCUGCAAAGAAAAAGAUACCAGAGCUGGAGAGAGAUCUGACUCCUGACAGGACCAUUGAUUCCCUGUACCAGGAACUUGCAGAAGAAGGAUUGCUCAUCAGAGUCAAGAACGUGAAUCUCUCUGACUACAUUGGCUACUACGACUGUCUGAGGAGCAUCCCCCGUGGGACAGGUGCCCAGCCCAUGCCCUCCAUCCCAGAAGUCAGACAGCUGGUGACACUCUAUGGAAUAUUGCCCUUGGGUUCCCAGAUCGUCCAUGAGAAUGCUCCUUUGGUGAAAUCCCUGUUGCUGGCAGGACCUGCUGGUGUUGGAAAGAAAAUGUUGGUCCAUGCCAUCUGCACAGAAACAGGAGCCAACCUCUUCAACCUCUCUCCUUCCAACAUUGCUGGGAAGUGUCCAGGCAGGGAUGAUGUCAUAAUGAUGCUUCACAUGGUUCUCAAGGUGGGCAAGGAACUGCAGCCUUCAGUCGUGUGGAUUGGAGACACGGAGAAAAUGUUUCCCAAAGGGGCACCAAAGGGAGAAGAAGAGGUGAGUGCCAAACGCCUGGCAAAGUUCCUGCCCCAGUUCCUGAGGGCUCUGAAGCCCAACCACAGGGUGCUGCUCGUGGGGACCACCAGCAAGCCCUACAGUGCCAAUAUGGGACCUUUCUUCAAAGUCUACCAGAAAAUCAUUCUCCUUCCAAAGCCUGACUACCUGACAAGAUUAGCACUAUGGAAGCACUACAUCCUGCAGGCUGGUGGGGCCCUCAGCCAGCGGGUGAACCUCAACUGCCUGGCCCAGGUGUCGGAUGGCUUCACCCAGGGACACGUUGUGGACGUGGUGCACACUGUGCUCACCGAGCUGAGGCUGCUGCAGAUGGCCAGGAAGCCACUGAGGACUGCUGAGUUUGUCACUUCUCUGGCCAGACACGACCCAGUGUACAAAGAGGAGGAGGAAAUGUUUCAGGCCUGGUAUGCCAAGACACCGAUUGGGAAAGCAUGGAGCGCAGCACAGGAAGCAAAGGAAGAAGAAAAAGAAAAAGGAAAGAAAGGAAAAGGGAAAAAGUAAUUUCCUCAAGGAUUUUUCACCUGGCCCUACCCAGUUCCCAACUCUGCUUCACUGGGAAGGCACAGCAGAUUAAUGCUCCUCAAGUUAUAGAUAUUCCAGGGAAGAGAAUUCCUCUCCAAAUUAAUUUUUAAAAGUUUAAAAAAAAAUAAAUUAGAUGAGAUGUAACAUGUAGCUCUCAGAGGAUAAAGAGUUAAUGACCACUGACUUGCUCAAGCAUUAUUUAUUCUAAGAGAUUUUAGGGGGCAGAAGGGUUCAUUACUCAGGCCUGUAACAUGCCAUCAACUUUUAGGCUAUACUCAUUUAUUUCAGCAAGUAACUCUCCUUAAAAAUUGAUGUCAGUUUAAUGUCUUUCAUUACUUUAAUAUCCUAUAUGCUUUAUAAAACUAACUGCUUUAUGUAUCUGUGGGUCUAAAGCAUUACAGUCCUCAAUAAAACUAUUACAGCUAUAAAGACUGCUUUUUAAUUGGGAUGGAUUAGGAGGCACUUUGUGCAAUCCA